Nanorana parkeri is the source of this 882-nucleotide messenger RNA. RefSeq names its product olfactory receptor 1009-like. The transcript has a single exon. NCBI's taxonomy places the organism in Eukaryota, Metazoa, Chordata, Amphibia, Anura, Dicroglossidae. The coding region runs from base 94 to 882 and encodes 262 amino acids. Gene Ontology annotation, cellular component: membrane. The record is from RefSeq and is a predicted model, not a curated record. Gene Ontology annotation, biological process: G protein-coupled receptor signaling pathway. Gene Ontology annotation, molecular function: olfactory receptor activity; G protein-coupled receptor activity.
CUUAUUGGCUUUAAAAGCUUUCAUGGCCUCAGAUUUGUUCUGUUCACCUGCUUACUUUUAAUCUACAUUGUCAUUUUCUGUGGGAAUCUUUUCAUGGUCGGUUUGGUGCCGGUGGUCAGCCAUCUUCAUACGCCCAUGUACUUCUUCCUGAGCAAUCUCUCCGUCUCCGAUGUGCUGAUAACAUCCGACAUUGUACCCAACAUGCUACGGAUACUGUGGACAGAAAGGGGAAAUAUCAGUGUCUCCAGCUGUAUUCUUCAGUUCUACAUAUUUGGUUCUCUGACGGCAUUGGAGUGCUUACUUCUGACCGUCAUGUCUUAUGACCGCUACCUCGCCAUUUGUAACCCUCUGAGAUAUUCCUCCAUCAUGACCUCAGGACUUUGCCGCAAUCUCAUCAUCUUCUCCUGGAUAGCCGGUUUUACUCCCACAUUCCCAGUGGCAACUUGUCUCUCCAAGUUACGCUUCUGUCACCGGAACACCAUUGACCACUUCUUCUGCGAUCUGGCUCCCUUCCUGAACUUGGCUUGCUCAGACGUUUCUACCGUCAAAUUGUUGGCUUUCUCUUUCUCGUUCCUCGUCACCUUCUUCCCGUUCCUCUUCAUCAUCGUGUCUUACGUUUCCAUCAUUCACACCAUCCUCAGGAUAAAGUCAGAGAAAGGCAGACAGAAGGCCUUCUCGACGUGUAGCUCCCACCUGGCUGUAGUGUCCUUGUACUACGGAACUCUCUUCAUUCUGUAUGGUGUCCCCUCAAAGCAACAAUCUCUAGAUACCAACAAGAUUUUAUCUCUCUUAUACACCAUCGUAACGCCGUUCCUGAAUCCCGUCAUCUAUUCCUUUAAAAACCAGGAGAUUGGGAGAGCGGUUGCAAAAAUCCUAAAAUGA